AUGUCCGAAAACACCCCGAUCGAUCAAUUAGCGGACGCCGCUGACCGUAUUUUCUCGCAACUGGAUCAUCGGACAACGCCAGUACACAGUGCUGAAGCGACUGGGGACCACAGAAAGCCAUGGUCGAAGCCGGUUCCCCUCCCGCCGGCGCUUCAGAAGUCGACCUCGCUCGUCCAGUCGGAACAAGGAUGCCACUUCUACUAUGUGUUACUACCACCGACGAUUUGGGUCUGCAGCACACUACUGCACCAAGCCGUGUUCCUAUACUGCGGUCGCGGAAAACAAAACCGCCAGCGAGUGAAAGCGACUAAUCUCGCUGGCAAGGCAUUUUCACCAAAACUUAGUCGCCUUUUCUAUGUGACGGAUACACGUAAUAAUUUACGUUUUUUGGUUGACACCGGCGCUGCCAUUAGUGUCUUACCCGUGCGUGAUAAAGCACGUAAACAACCUUUCCAGCUCCGCCUACAAGCAGCAAAUGGUUCCAGUAUUAAUACUUACGGUACGAAGUCCCUUACCCUAAACAUAGGGAUGCGACGAGACUUUACCUGGAAUUUUACUGUUGCUGACGUCCAGAUGCCGAUAUUAGGUGCCGAUUUCCUGGCGCACUAUGAUCUAGCCGUUCGAAUGAACAAUCAUUCCCUAACAGACAACUUAACAAGACUGUGUGUUCUUGGCACUUAUUCUAAACUUACCACCACUGGCAUCACCGUGGCAACGUGCCACAAUAAAGAGUACUUAGACUUAUUGAAUCAGUACCAGGACCUCCUGCGUCCUGCUGGAUCUAUUGAUUCAACUAAACAUCAAACACAGCACUUUAUUAAGACCACUGGUCAACCUGUUUUUUCCCGUCCUCGUCGUCUAGCACCUAACAAAUUAAAAUUCGCAAAGAAAGCUUUCGACGACAUGCUACGAGAGGGUGUUAUUCGUCCGUCCGACAGUCCCUACGCUUCCCCUCUUCAUUUGGACUUACGCCUUAAAAUGGCAAACUUAUGCUAUACACCACCGCGGCACUGCCCGAGUGAUAUCUAUUUACCGCACCAGCUCAAGGACUGCGAGUUUGUAUUUGUACGUAACGACUCUGUUAAGCGGCCUCUUACGCCGGCCUACACAGGCCCAUACCGCGUUCUUAAACGCGCGGACAAAUAUUUCCAAAUACAAAAAGGUAUUCACACCGACAACGUUUCAAUAGAUCGGUUGAAACCUGCCUUUAUAGAGAAACCGUCGUCUCAUACUACUUCCCAAUCAACUCCGCAAGUUCAGGAGAAUUUCAAGACACCUGUUUCUCUCGACAAACCUAAGAAGACUCCUGGUGAGGAUGGUAUACCUGCAGAAGUAUAUAAAGCCGUAUCAGAUGUAUUCGCCUCGUGGAUGCAUCGUGUCUUUAAUGCGGUCUGGCUCUCCGAGACCUACCCUGCCGAUUGGAGCGAGGCCAUCCUGAUACCUUUCUUCAAAAAGGGUGAUAGGAAACUCUGCUCGAAUUACAGAGGAAUUAGCCUCAUCGACGUGACAGCCAAAGUAUUUGCAGUGCUUCUCCUGCGAAGAUUUCAGGGCAUCCGUGAUCUGCGAACUCGUCCGUCUCAGGGUGGCUUCUGCCCGGGCAGAGGUUGUGUUGACCAGAUCUCCAGCCUGCGGCGCACCCUCGAACAACGCUGGGCAUUCCAACAACCAACAGUCCUCUGCUUCGUCGACUAUGCGGCUGCUUUCGACUCCGUUGAUAAAGGCUCACUCUAG
Molecule: messenger RNA, 1731 nt
Organism: Acanthosepion pharaonis
Lineage: Eukaryota; Metazoa; Mollusca; Cephalopoda; Sepiida; Sepiidae
Source: the annotation of a GenBank genome assembly